GCAAAAUCAGCCUCUCUAAUUUUCUCUAUAUAUAUGAGCCCAAUGAGCCACCUCCUAGGAAUUCAAUCUCCGCAGCAAGCUCAAUUCUCUCCAAACAUGUAUGCUUCCACUUCCCCAUCUGUACAACUCUUCCAAGACUUGGUAGGAGAUUUUUACUCAAGGAGACUGCUACUUCACAGCCCUCUUCACGAAUCACCAGCCACUGCAUCUCCUCCAGCCACUGGAAACAGCCACGACUCAUCGGAGCCAUACACCGGAAGUAAUAGCUUUGACACAAAUGUUGUGAUGGUCCUCUCAGUCCUCUUGUGUGCCUUGAUUUGCUCACUGGGGUUGAAUUCUAUCAUAAGGUGUGCGCUCAGGUGCUCAAGCAUAGUCGCCUCCCCCGGCAACAGCCCCUCAGCUCGGCUGGCCAACACAGGAGUCAAGAAGAAGGCCCUAAAGACUUUUCCAACGCUAAACUACUCAGCAGGACUGAACCUGCCUGGCCUGGACACCGAGUGUGUUAUAUGCUUAUCAGACUUCACCCCAGGGGAACGCAUAAGGAUUUUGCCUAAGUGCAACCACGGUUUCCACGUGAGGUGCAUUGAUAAAUGGCUGAAUUCACACUCCUCCUGCCCUACUUGCCGGCACUGCCUGAUUGAGACAUGCCAAAAGAUUAUAGGAUGUAGUCAGGCAAGCUCCUCAGAAACACCCCCACCAUUGCAGGAAAGCAUGAUCAUUGUCCCACUAGAACCUGAAGGUUUCAGUCGCAAUUACCGGGAAGUAAGUUAAGUAUAGUUCUAUUGACUGUAUCAUAUGCUUGCAUGGGGCUUAGCCUAAAAGCAAGCAACACACAGCUUUCAUUAGGGGUUACAUGUCACACAACCCACUAGAAAUGUAGUUUUGCAAUUGUACAGUUUUUAUAAAGUUGUAGUUUGUAUAGCCUGUUUCUUCUAAGUCCUUCAAAUUGCUUUAUACAA
Messenger RNA from Vitis riparia (riverbank grape), 959 nucleotides. Its product is annotated as RING-H2 finger protein ATL78. Lineage: Eukaryota; Viridiplantae; Streptophyta; Magnoliopsida; Vitales; Vitaceae. Gene Ontology annotation, molecular function: transferase activity. The transcript has a single exon. The coding region runs from base 34 to 771 and encodes 245 amino acids. The record is from RefSeq and is a predicted model, not a curated record. Gene Ontology annotation, biological process: protein ubiquitination.